CACCUAUCUCCUUUGCAUCUCUCUCCAUCUCUCUCAUCCACCAUGCCCCGCCCCCGCAUCACGCGCGUCAACCAAGCAGUCCGGCAGACCGUCGAGCCAAUCGGACGGGCGCUAGCGCAGGCCUUCAACGACGGCGACUUCCUCUCCACCGGGCUGGCCAAGAGCGUGUCCCCCGACGUGGGGACACAGGAGAAGUGGACCGCCGCGCGGCUCGAGAACAAGACGGCGCAGGCCAUCCUCGAGCUCGAGGCGUGGGUCGCUAUCCCGGCCGAUGCGCCGUUCCCCGACGAUCCGGUCUUCCCCGGCGCAGUGAUGCUCCUCGCCCCGCCCGGCGUCGAGGCCAGCGCGGUGCCGCAUCCGAAGAACAGCUGGUAUACGGCGUACAAGGAGGUCACGCCGGCUGAGACGACGCGGAUCUACGACCAGCUCCUCACCGAACUCGCCGACCUCGAGGAUUCGGCAGUCCCCGGCGGGGCGAAGGACACCUACCACAUCGACUUUAUCGGCACGCCCCCUGCCGCACGCAAGCAGGGCCUCGCGAGUGCACUCCUGCGCCACGUGUUAGAUCGCGCGGACCGGGAUAAGAUCAUCGCGACGCUCGUUACGCAGACUGCCUCGAAUGAGGCAUACUACACCCGAUUCGGCUUCCAAACGGUCGCCCAGCGCUCCCUGACAGUCAACGGCGAGAGCGGCACCAUCUGGUACAUGGUCUACAAGCCCGGCAGCCAACCAGAAUACGAGAAGGACGAGGAGGAGGAGGAGGACGACGCCGAGGCGCAGGCCUUCGUUGCGCGCACCGGGACUGUGGGGCACGACCACGGGCACGACCACGACCACUCACACGGCGGCGGGUGUUGCUGA
This is a messenger RNA of Vanrija pseudolonga, 861 nucleotides long. RefSeq lists its product as uncharacterized. The record is from RefSeq and is a predicted model, not a curated record. Bases 43 to 861 code for a protein of 272 amino acids. Lineage: Eukaryota; Fungi; Basidiomycota; Tremellomycetes; Trichosporonales; Trichosporonaceae. The transcript is spliced from 3 exons. Gene Ontology annotation, molecular function: acyltransferase activity, transferring groups other than amino-acyl groups.